AUGCCAGCGCUCCUGGUCGACACGACGACGCGCCCAGUCUCGUCCAGCGACGCCUCGACCGCCUCGGAGCACUCUGGCAACCGCUCCAAGUCGCCCACUCCUGACCGCCCGCCCGUGUCACCUCUCACGCCCACAGCUUCUGCUGCCCAGCUAGCUCCUGUGGAGCGCACCGAACCCCGACCCCGCCCUGCCCCUCCGCCCACUGCCACCUUCAGACCGCAGCCGCCCUCUGUCGCCAUAUCCGAGACAGAGAACCCGGAUGCCAUCGCCCUGCGAUCCGCCAUAUCGCUCCUGCAGCUGCAGCGCGAAAAGAGCAAGCGCGACCUCAAGGCCCUCGAAGAGCUCAAGGCAGCCGCUGUGUCUGACCCGCAAGCCUUCGUCAAGUCGCUGCAGGAACAGAGAGCCCAGGCCUCCCAUUCCUACCAGGACAUACUCACCCCAACGCUGUCGGGUCUGGCCGACUCGUCACGUAGCAAUGACGAAGACACCAAUAGCGCAGACAUGCGCAAGGACUCAACGCAUAUGGACGCGAAGCCAGACCCACCCAAGUUCCCCGCGAUACCACAGCCCCAGAACAUCGUGCGAUGCCCGCCCAUCAAUUGGGAAAAGUACCACAUAGUCGGAGAACCACUGGACAAGAUCCAUGAAGAGCAGAAGAAGUGGCCAGCAUCUGCCGAGCCUCCACGCACAAAGUCUGGCCAACGAGCACCCCCGCACUCAGUGACGGCCCCAUACUCUCCCUUCACGGAUGGCAUCAGCGCUGCUUCAUCGUCGGCAGCCCAACCGGCAAACCACUCCAAGAAGACGCCGUCAUGA
This is a messenger RNA of Alternaria postmessia, 816 nucleotides long. RefSeq lists its product as uncharacterized. Bases 1 to 816 code for a protein of 271 amino acids. The transcript has a single exon. NCBI's taxonomy places the organism in Eukaryota, Fungi, Ascomycota, Dothideomycetes, Pleosporales, Pleosporaceae. The record is from RefSeq and is a predicted model, not a curated record.